This is a messenger RNA of Fonsecaea multimorphosa CBS 102226, 612 nucleotides long. RefSeq names its product 40S ribosomal protein S19. The transcript is spliced from 2 exons. Gene Ontology annotation, cellular component: ribosome; cytosolic small ribosomal subunit. Gene Ontology annotation, biological process: translation; ribosomal small subunit assembly. Bases 1 to 612 code for a protein of 203 amino acids. The record is from RefSeq and is a predicted model, not a curated record. Lineage: Eukaryota; Fungi; Ascomycota; Eurotiomycetes; Chaetothyriales; Herpotrichiellaceae. Gene Ontology annotation, molecular function: structural constituent of ribosome; RNA binding.
AUGGGUGGCGUUACCGUUCGAGAUGUCGAUGUGAGUGCGAUCCGAAAUGCUCGCUUGGAUGGCAGCCCAAUCAGCCGUUGUGAGAAAGAGGAGGAAGAUUUCACAUUUGGACCUGGCAAUUUUGGGCAUGGGCUUCAGCAAGCAAGGCAUGGACUGACAGUGCGAAUCACGCAGGCACAAAAAUUCAUCGAGGCAUAUGCAGCAUUUUUGAAGCGACAAGGGAAACUCCGAGUACCAGGUUGGGUUGAUACCGUCAAGACCUCACACUCAAACGAACUCCCUCCCCAAUCCGCCGACUGGUUCUACGUGAGAGCUGCCUCAGUCGCCCGACAUGUCUACCUACGAAAGUCCGUCGGUGUUGGCCGUCUCCGAAAAGUUCACGGCAGCACCAAGAACCGCGGUUCUCGGCCCUCGCACCACGUCAACGCAUCUGGCGCUGUUGAUCGCAAAGUCAUGCAAGCUCUGGAGGAGUUAGGCAUUCUGGAGAAGGUUGAUGAUGAUGAGGAAGGUGGCAGCGGGAAGGGCGGACGAAGAAUAACCCAAGCCGGUGCACGAGAUCUGGACCGUAUUGCGCAGACGGCUGUGGAGGGUGACGAGGAAGAAGAAGACUAA